Carlito syrichta (Philippine tarsier) is the source of this 588-nucleotide messenger RNA. It is a transcript of the gene BARX1, whose product is annotated as BARX homeobox 1. The annotation marks the transcript as partial. Gene Ontology annotation, molecular function: DNA-binding transcription factor activity, RNA polymerase II-specific; RNA polymerase II transcription regulatory region sequence-specific DNA binding. The transcript has 4 exons. Gene Ontology annotation, cellular component: nucleus. The record is from RefSeq and is a predicted model, not a curated record. Gene Ontology annotation, biological process: regulation of transcription by RNA polymerase II. NCBI's taxonomy places the organism in Eukaryota, Metazoa, Chordata, Mammalia, Primates, Tarsiidae.
GGCGUGCAGGCGCUGCUGGCGGCGCGGCCCUUCCACAGCCACCUGGCCGUGCUGAAGGCGGAGCAGGCGGCUGUGUUCAAGUUCCCGCUGGCGCCGCUCGGCUGCUCGGGGCUGAGCUCCGCGCUGCUGGCCUCGGGGCCCGGGCUGCCCGGGGCCGCGGGCGCACCGCACCUGCCGCUGGAGCUGCAGCUUCUCGGGAAGCUGGAGGCGGCGGGCCCCGGGGAGCCGGGCACCAAGGCCAAGAAGGGGCGCCGGAGCCGCACGGUGUUCACCGAGCUGCAGUUGAUGGGCCUGGAGAAACGCUUCGAAAAGCAGAAGUACCUCUCCACGCCUGACAGGAUAGAUCUUGCUGAGUCCCUGGGCCUGAGCCAGCUGCAGGUGAAGACGUGGUACCAAAAUCGGAGGAUGAAGUGGAAGAAAAUAGUGCUGCAGGGAGGCGGCCUGGAGUCCCCCACCAAGCCCAAGGGGCGACCCAAGAAGAACUCAAUUCCCACAAGCGAGCAGCUCACGGAGCAGGAGCGCGGCAAGGAGGCAGAGAAGCCGGCGGAGGUGCCGGGGGAGCCCAGCGACAGGAGCCACGAGGACUGA